Hemibagrus wyckioides is the source of this 1231-nucleotide messenger RNA. RefSeq names its product thioredoxin domain containing 15 (gene txndc15). The transcript has 5 exons. The record is from RefSeq and is a predicted model, not a curated record. Bases 153 to 1133 code for a protein of 326 amino acids. Lineage: Eukaryota; Metazoa; Chordata; Actinopteri; Siluriformes; Bagridae. Gene Ontology annotation, biological process: cilium assembly. Gene Ontology annotation, cellular component: cilium.
ACACCAGAAGAAGAACCGACUCACUGGCGAACACUACUGCUGUGGGUUAUAGCAAGAGAUUAGCGCUAACGUUGGGCAAAUGAUGGUCAGGUGCAAGCGGUCAGUCUUAUUACUAUAAUUGUACAGAUGAGGAGAUUAAUGUGCAGCUGAACAUGACUACUGUCACAGACACACUAAGAGUGAUUUUAUUUGAGUUGUUUUUUAUUUUUGCGAUCAUUCAUAUUUCACUAGCGACUCCGACAGAUGAAGGUGUGAUUCCUGAGUUUGAAACUGCUGAUGGAUUAGAUUCCUAUGACGAUGGACAGACGACAGAGGACUCGGUGUCUUUCUCUCUGAGACAGUUUAAGACGGCAGAAAUCGCAGAUGCCGUUCUGGGGACACAUCUGUCUGAAAACACAGCUGGGAUUGAAGCUCUUAUUCCUAAAAGCCAGAUCUCUACACCAUGUGAGAAGAAAGUGACACAGGGGGUGAUGAAGGAGAAAGCUGUAAUGGAUCAGGAGAUUGAGAUGAAGCAAGAAAAUCCAGCAGGAGGUGAUGAGCAGAACUCCACAGAAAGUGCAAAGACGUAUAAAGUGAGCUGUGAUAAAAGGAGCAUCACUGGACUUGAGAACUUCUCAGUGCAGGUUCUCAACUCAUCACAGGACCUUAUGGACUUCCUGAACUCAAACGGCUCUGAAUGCUCAUUAGUUCUCUUCUACACUUCCUGGUGCCAGUUCUCCGCCCACCUUGCUCCUCACUUUAAUGCUCUGCCAAGAGUUUUUCCCAUAAUGCAUUUUCUUGCUCUUGAUGCCUCUCAACACAGCAGUUUGUCAACGCGCUUCGGGACUGUUGCUGUGCCCAACAUUUUGCUCUUUCAGGGCGCUAAACCCAUGGCACGCUUUAACCACACAGAGAGAACACUUGAGACGCUAACAGCCUUCAUCGCUAAUCAAACAGGGUUUGAGGCAGUUGGAGGUCAGAUGGUGACGGAUGACGAUCGUGUUGGUCCUUUACUCAGCAUGCCCGUGAGGAGCAUCGACUGGCUUUUUGUGUUCAGUGUAAUGUUUUUAGCUGUGUUCAGUUUGUAUGCCAUUCUUCGGACUGACAGCAUCAGGCUACUCAUCCCUGGCCACGAACAUGACCACCAGGACUAAUUAUUAUUAUUAUCAUUAUUAUUUUUAUUAUUAUAGUGGUCUGUGUACAAACCCUUUCUAAAUCUAAACAAUCACAAUAAAAAAAACAAUAAACCAUG